Choloepus didactylus (southern two-toed sloth) is the source of this 3652-nucleotide messenger RNA. RefSeq names its product TNF alpha induced protein 1 (gene TNFAIP1). Gene Ontology annotation, molecular function: ubiquitin-protein transferase activity; protein binding. Gene Ontology annotation, biological process: protein ubiquitination; negative regulation of Rho protein signal transduction; proteasome-mediated ubiquitin-dependent protein catabolic process. The record is from RefSeq and is a predicted model, not a curated record. The transcript has 7 exons. Gene Ontology annotation, cellular component: Cul3-RING ubiquitin ligase complex. Bases 261 to 1211 code for a protein of 316 amino acids. Lineage: Eukaryota; Metazoa; Chordata; Mammalia; Pilosa; Megalonychidae.
CCUCGUUGCCCCGGCCGGCAAGGCGGGGCCGCGGCUCCAGGUGGAGGAUAUGAGCUCACUGCCCGGGAUUGCAGGCGGGAGGGCAGCUACAGUCCAGGGGCAGCACGAAGUCGGCUCGCAACCGAAGAGAGGCGCCCUCGAGGACGCGCUGAGAGAAUGAGGUUCUGGCCUCCACCAGCCACCCACCCGUGACCCAUUCCACCACGGCGGGGCCUUCCAAGCCCACCUCCUGCCGUGUGGUAAUCUACCUGCAGCGGGAGAUGUCGGGCGAUACCUGCCUGUGCCCAGCCUCAGGGGCCAAGCCUAAGCUAAGUGGCUUCAAGGGAGGAGGCCUGGGUAACAAGUACGUCCAGCUCAAUGUGGGUGGUUCCCUGUACUACACCACCGUGCGGGCACUCACCCGGCAUGACACCAUGCUCAAGGCAAUGUUCAGCGGGCGCAUGGAGGUGCUGACCGACAAAGAAGGCUGGAUCCUCAUAGACCGAUGUGGAAAACACUUUGGCACCAUUUUGAAUUACCUCCGAGAUGACACUAUCACCCUCCCUCAAAACCGGCAAGAGAUCAAGGAACUGAUGGCUGAAGCAAAAUAUUACCUCAUUCAGGGGCUGGUGAACAUGUGCCAGACUGCCCUGCAGGACAAGAUGGACUCCUACCAACCUGUGUGUAACAUCCCCAUCAUCACAUCCCUGAAGGAGGAGGAGAAGCUCAUCGAAGCCUCCACCAAGCCCGUGGUGAAGCUGCUGUACAAUAGAAGCAACAACAAGUAUUCCUACACCAGCAACUCUGAUGAUCACCUGCUGAAAAACAUCGAGCUGUUUGACAAGCUGUCCCUGCGCUUCAAUGGCCGUGUGCUCUUCAUGAAAGACGUCAUUGGUGACGAGAUCUGCUGCUGGUCCUUCUAUGGCCAGGGUCGUAAGCUGGCAGAGGUGUGCUGCACCUCCAUCGUGUAUGCCACGGAGAAGAAACAGACCAAGGUGGAAUUUCCAGAGGCCCGAAUCUAUGAGGAGACACUCAACGUCCUACUCUAUGAGACCCCCCGAGUCCCUGACAACUCCUUGUUGGAGGCCACAAGUCGCAGCCGCAGCCAGGCAUCCCCCAGUGAAGACGAGGAGACCUUUGAACUGCGGGACCGUGUCCGCCGCAUCCAUGUCAAACGCUAUAGCACUUACGAUGACCGGCAGCUGGGCCACCAGUCUGCCCAUCGGGACUGACAAGACCCUCAGGAAAUCAGGCACAGGAGGCCAUGUCACUCUCCCAAGGAGCCCCACCCCAGUGGCUACCCCCCACUGCUGCUAGCUGGGUCUCUGCUCCAGCACCCAGAGGCAUGACAGGUCCUGCCUGGGAGGACAGAGGGCCAGGGAAGGGGAGAGACAACAUUCCUUUGGCCUGCUCCCCAGAACACGUCAGGGUGACUGAGCCCUGUCUCUGCUCAGCAUCUCCCUGCCUGCCUGACAGGGCGCAGCUUCUGCCCCAAGGGUGAAUAGUCUGACUCACCCACCUCCUGCUAGGAACAUUCCUCUAGACCCUUUGCUGAGGGCCCCUUUCCUCUACUGAAGGGCUACUUAGGCUUCAGCUGAGGCCCAUGGGGAACGGGUUCAUUCUGCAGGAUAGGUGGCUUCUGGUGCUGUGGAGGCCCAGUUUCUUAGAGGGUGGGACUCCUUUUUUUCCUAAGGUGUUUAAGCACAGUCUUGGGUGAGUUUCAUUUUUUAAGAAAAAUAAUCUAGGGAAUCAAUCAUUUGAAGUCUAAUUGUGAAGGGACCGGGUAUUUCUGCCAGCCCUCCAGGGUGCCAAGACCCUGGGUGAAGCAGAACCCUUGGCCCCUCUCUUGAUGCCUUUGGGGUCUGUUUCUUUAAAGCACUUUGAAUUUUUAUCCAGAUUUGUGUUCUGCCCUGACCCAUGUCUUCUUUUCCUGACCCUAGUCCCUUCCUCCUGCAGAAUCAGCCUGAAGGGAGGGAUAAAGAAGAAACAAUUAAAAAAAAAACAACAAAAAACUAUUCAGCUUUGGCUUUGCCAGGCCAGCCAAGCAGCCAGUCCAAGGAGCCCCGAAGAAGGAUGCGUAAGUUGGGAUGUGUGGUCCUAAAGGCAUCUCUGUGAGAAAAUACAUUUAACCUACACAUCUUAACUGACUCCUGGAGUCUACCAUGACUGUUCUUCAUUCUUUUGUCCUGAGUGCCCAUGUCCCUAAGGCAUGCUGUCCUCACUGUAAAGCCAAAGAGCCACUAGAGGGGACAGGAGCAUGGGACAUGGAAGGAAAGCUGAGGGGCCUGCAGGCCCAUCCACCAAGGGCAGCCCCUGGAAAGAGGUGUCACGAGCUCGGCCACACACGCCCCCAUCCCACUCCAUCCAUGCAGUCAGCUAUUGGUGUCCUGGCUGAAUAGUUCUGCUGAGGGGCAAGUCCCCAAGCACAGGAUUACGUGAGCAGCCUUGGUCCCUUGAAGGCCUUCAUACCUUUCUUUUUGGGUAACUUGGCCAUGGAGAUGCCAAGCCUCAGCCCUCAGGCCAGGGUUUGAGUUCCUCUUCAGGCCUUUAGUUUUCAUUCCCUUCUGUUGGCUUGGAGCUUGGGAGGCAGCUCAUUCGUUUCCAAAGGAAUGCCUUCAGGGAGGGUGCAGUUCAGCCAGCCUAAUAAAGCAGCAGUCACUCAGCAGUAUCCCCUCUGCUUGGACAUAGGUUAUCAAGUUCAUCCCUCUUGACUAUUCUUACUGUAGCUAAGAGGCUGCUCAUGGCUGACUCCAUAGAGCCUGGGGGCAAAUGCCAGGCCCUCGCAAGGACCUGAAAUGAUAUGGGGGAGGGGGUGCAUGACCCUUUAAUCAGGCAUUUUACAUUUUAGUGGCAGUCCUGAAUGUAUAAACAAGGUGUCCAAGGUCAGGCACCUUGGUGUUCAGCUACUAGCAGUUCUCCCAGCCCUCACUGGAGUAACAAGACGAGAAUGGAUCCUUUCCUUUGGCCAAAUUCAGGCUUUGGCUUUGUGGCUUUCCCACAGAGACUGGAAUGUUGCAGCCUGAGGCCACUGGCCCUAUUUCCUGUGCUGCCCUCCUGAAGCCCUUUAGUGCUCAAAUUCCCAGCUCCCCACUGAGGUAUUUUAAUGCUUGCCCUUUGACCUCUCCAUCCCCUUCAGCCUGCACCUACUUUGACAUUCAGAUCCUCAGCUGUCUCAAUAGCAACUAGCUUUUCUUCCUGAGAAAGCACAAUAGUCUGGAACUCUGGGUACUUCCCUUUUCUGAUAGAGAUAUCUUAUUGGUCUUAAGAAAAAUUACUAACAUUGAAUUCAAUGACUUUUUCUUAGCUUCUUUAAUCUGACUUUGUGGCUUAAGUGUUUGGGGAAUUUUAGCUUUUAUUUUCUCAAGGUUUCCCAGUCCCAUCCAGAAAGCAGCUCUUGGCUGUCUUGAAUUUUUCAACUCUAAGCAGCCCAAAUAACAAAACAUGGAUGAAGGUCAAAACUUCCUGUGAGUUUCUGAAAAAACUGGAAGCCUGUUCUCAACAUAUCAGUACUGGGUUUUAUUGAAUUUAGUAUUUUAACCAAGGCCUGCCAGAAGGAUGACACAGGUCCUGGCAUAAGAGGAUUUUUCCUUUAUCAUGUAACUGUAACACUUUGUUGUAUGGCUUAGGUCAUGGAAGCAAACACUAAUUUCUAAUAAAAUUGUGUGACACUGCA